Messenger RNA from Cylindrotheca closterium, 1968 nucleotides. The record is from the annotation of a GenBank genome assembly. Lineage: Eukaryota; Bacillariophyta; Bacillariophyceae; Bacillariales; Bacillariaceae.
AUGGAUCAAUUCGGCAACAACAUGGAAGACUUUAGUGAAGGUGGAAAUGAUUUUCUGCAGAACAUGCUGUACGAAGAUCGAUCCAAUAAUGACUCGAGUGGAUUAGAUGCUGAUGCCUUGUUGCGAGAAGCUUUCAAUCGAUCAGCGACCUCACUGGGUUCCGAUCCAUUGCUGAAAGAUGGAGAAGACGAUGUGAUGAUGGAUGCGGGAUUUGACAAAAGUCCUUUCUUUGCAAAGAGUCCAUUGAAGAGCCCGGAAAUCAUGAGUAAACUACUACAAAAGAGCGGAUUGCCAGAUUUAGGGAGUCUGACUCCUGGUACUGGUACUAGUGGUAAUGCGGUUUGGGGGUCAUCGGCUCCGGACAAUCAAGGGUCCUUUGGGCAACAGCAGAAUUUCUUUUCUCCACAGCAAGGAAAUAAACCACUGAACGCCACUCUGGAUGCCACACCGCUAAGUUUAUCGCUAGGGAGAGGCGGAGGAGGCAUGUCAUCCAACAAUAACAAUUUUGGAAACAACAACAACGUCAACAGUAAUAACCCGUUUGGAGGAGGAAGUGGGGGUAUGGCUAGUAACAAUAGUUUUGGAAUGGGGUUCGGCAAUUCCAUGCGGCGAAAGACUUCCAACAACAAUAUGACCAAUGCCAAAUUUGGGGGCUCGGUCAUAAAGGCUAGCAUAAGUUCCAACAAAAUGAGAGCCCAUAAGAGUGAUGGUUUACUGGCACGAGCCUUUAAACAAAAGUACAAUUCCAACAACCAGUUGAACAAGACGAAUAACAAUGCGGAGAUGACAGUGGCUGCUCAGAUCCCGCGGAAUGCCAUUUCUUCGUAUGUACCCGAUUCCGGUAAUCCUAGUGGUCCCACUCCUACCUUUGGUAAUGCUUCUACGAAUCAGGGAGGACAGAAUGCCAGCUGGGGUUCGCAACCGGGUCCAUCCAACAGUACCAAGCAAUCACCCUUUUCCAAAUUCUUGGCGGAAAAUUCCAGUGGACGCAAGAACGAUACAUCCAUGAUGCCCAACAAUAAUUACCAGCAGCAGCCAAAGCAGGAUACCUUUGGAACGGUACGAUUCAACACCAAUGCCAAUUCGAAGUCUUCUUCCACGAUGCACGAUGCUUUGCGAAUGUACAAGAAACAAUCCAAAACACAAUCUGCUUUGCGCCAGUCAUCACAGUCAUCAUUACGGAAGCACUCACAGUCUGUGGCAACCUUUGGAAAGACGAACAUAGAAUCACUCCUUCCACCCCAGCAUACCUCUGGUUUCAGAAGCUUUGGCACGGGGAACCAGAAUUUCUCCUUCAAUCUCAAUCGAAAUACCCCAAAUAACACAACUCCAAUACACAAGGAUGCUGAUGCACCCAGCCUGCUACAUCAAUCUUGUCGCUUGUAUCCAACCACCGCCGCAGUUAUGGAAUCCGCCUUGCGGAUGGAUCCUGAUGCGGUGCGCAAGCCCAUCACGCCAAUACUGGAAAAGGGGCAGGCCAAGAAACUACAAAAUACCUACGGUUACCCUUUGAACAUUGCUCUGUCGCAUGGUGGAAGCUUGGAGGUCCUCAAAAUGCUAGCGGAAGCGGCUCCAGAAAUUUUGCUGGAAAAGGACGGGACAGAUGGAUCGAGAUCCUUGGGAAUUGCAGUCAUGGCCAACUAUGACUGGUCCAUUAUUAGUAUGCUUUUGAGGACAAACGUCAAGUGCAUUCAAGUGGCGGAUCGAAGAGGGAAUUAUCCGCUGCACAUUGCCGCCAAUCAUGGUCUUUCUUUGGGGAUUGUCAAGAAACUCUAUCGUCUAUUCCCCAAAGCGUUGCAAAUGAGAAAUUUCCAUUCGGAAACGCCUCUGGACAUUGCCCAACGAUCCACGCGUUGCUCGGAAGAAGUCAUGAACUUUUUGCAAGCAGCGGCCUUUUCGGGUCUGGAAAGUGCGGCCAAUCACAUGCAGACUCUGGAAAUGGACGAUCUCAUGGAAACCAACUUAUAA